AUGGAGUAUUUUUCCGCUAGUACGGUGAAUACGCAGUUUAAACGACCUCAAGCCAACUUGCUGAAGUCCUACAAACAUAUCCUACUAAAUAAUGGUCUUUCAACUUUACUUAUUUCCGAUCCUCAGGAGAAAAUUUCUGCGUGUUCAAUCUGUGUCAAAUGUGGAACAUAUAAUGACCCACCUGAUAUUCCUGGUCUAGCACACUUUUGUGAACAUAUGGUGUUUAUGGGUAGUUCAGAAUUUCCACACCCAAAUGAGUUUUUCAAUUGCAUAAACACUUUAGGGGGAGAAUGUAAUGCUUUUACAUCCGGUGAAAAGACAUGUUUCUACUAUGAAAUCCCAGUCAAUAAGUCUGAAAUCAAUGAAGAAUUAGGAUUUAGUUAUAGUUUGAGCGUUUUUAGUAGUUUUUUCAAGCUGCCAUUAUUUAACAAGACUUCCAUGAGUAUGGAAGUUGACUUGAUUAAUCAAGAGCAUGAAUUGAAUAUAUCCAAUGAGGAUAAAGUAUUGCUUCAUGGCAUGAGAUUACUAGCCAAUAAUAAUCACCCGUUUCAUAGGUUUGGAACAGGAAAUAAGAAAACUUUAAUGUCAACUAAACGUUCCAAGGUAAGAGAAGAGAUUAUAAAAUUCUAUCAAACUUACUAUUUUGCCGAGAAUAUGAUUUUGGUUUUAAAGGGCCCCCAAUCUAUAAAUCAAUUGCAAAAGUUGGCAAUUGCAAAUUUCCGAGCGAUCAAGAAAACCCCAGACGAACCUGAACAAAGUAGAAUAUCUCAUCCAGUGACAAAUUAUAAGAUCCACGAGGUAUUUUCAAAUUGGAACCAAGUCCUAUAUAUUCAACAUAGUAAGUGGACUAAAGUUCGGUUGCUUUUACCAAUUCCUAGCUCCACAUCUAAAUUCCUUGAGAAUGUUUGGUGCAAUUUACUAGGUGAUGAAUCUUGUGGCACAAUUUGUGAAUAUCUUAAACAUGAAAAAGGAUUUCUAAAUUCAAUCUACGUAUUCUCACACAAGUUUACCGCAAAGCAAAAAGCUUUAGCAAUAGAUUUAGGUUUGACCAAAAGUGGCGAAACAAAUUUGUCAACUGUAGUAAGCGCAAUCUUUAACUUUAUUGCUCAAAUCUUGUCUCAAAGUGAUGAAACAUUACACCAACUAUUGUCAGAAUAUUCUAGAGUAUUCAAAUUUAAUGCCUAUUUCCAAACAAAUCAAGAUUCACCCAUGAUUGAAGUUUCAAACUUAGCUCUAUUAUUGCAAGAUAGAGAGUUGCCUUUAGAAGAUAUAAUUUUGGGAUCUAGCCUAACAAUAAAAAAAGACGUUGGCAAAUUUAGAAAAAGAACCAUAGAACUUUUCAACAUUGAUAAACUAAACAUAAUAAUACUAUCAGAUAAGCCUCAAUUGGUAGAACAAGUAACUUUGCCAGCAACAGGUAAAUUAGAGAAGGAUCCAUUUUACAAUUUUGGGUACAAAACUUACAUUUUCAAGCCCCCAAGAAGAGGAGACAUCUUUCCAGAAUUUUCCUUGAUCUUAGAAAAUAGGUUUAUUCCAUUUACAUGCGAGCAAUUGGACAGAGCCAUAGCUAAUUCCAAAUUGAAAAAGUUUCAAUUUAUGGGAGAGAUACCCCAGGACCAAACCCCAAAAUUGUUGGAUUAUUCCAACUAUCAUGAAAUCUGGAUCUCUGAAUCACGAAAUUUAACCAACAUAGUGUUUACUUCGUUCCAAAUCAGGUUUUCACAAGUAAAAUUCACACCUGUAAAUUGUAUUGGAGUGGAAAUCAUGGCUAUAUUAUUUGAAACUUUUUUGUUGCAAAAGUUAUAUUUGGCAGAGUUGGCAAAUUAUUCAUGGGCUAUCUACCCGAAUUAUAAUAUAGCCCCAUCUUUUACUUUUGCCGCUUGUGGUCCAAAGCAUGGAUUCAAGUAUUUCUUACACGAAUUUGUUAAAAUGAUAAAUGGGUUUCUUAAUAAUGGUGUCAACAAUUUAGGCUACAAAAGAUUCACGAGAGCUAAAUUAGAAUUAAGAGAUGAAUAUGAAAAAUUACUUUCAAGAGAUGCAAUGAAACAAGCUCUAGCUAUAUCUAUUCUUGCACUUGAGUCAGGAAUUUGUCCCUUGAAUGAAAGAAUGGAAGCCCUUGAAAUUAUUAGUAUAGAAGAUUUACAACGCAUUUGCAAAAUUAUCAAAAAAGAUCAAAGCCAAGUACAAGUACUAAUAAGUGGAAACAUUGAUAGGAAGUUCAUAAUGGAUGUAAGUACCAUUAUUAACACAUUGUCCCACCACCAGCAAACCAUAUUGGAUGGAGUUAACUUUCCACAACCUAAAAGUGUUCGUCUAAAAGUGGGCGCAAACUAUGCAUAUGUACAUAACAACCCAGAUGAAAAAGUCCGAGCAGAUGAUGUUUACCAUUAUAUACAACUAGGACGCAGAGAUGAUAGUUCAGUUAGAACAAUGGCUGCGUUCUUAUCAUACCUAUUAUCCCAAACGGUUACUUACGAGCUUAGGACUAAGAAACAAGUGGGUUACAUGGUAUUGAGUGGAGUUCGGUAUAAUAAGGAAACAUUAGGAAUACAUAUCUAUGUCUCUAGCAGCAAAUUCACCUAUUCUGAAGUGAUGAGUGAGAUAGAACAAUUACUAUUUGAUUGGGAGAUACGUCUAUUAAACUAUACUCAAGAUGAUUUAGAUAAACAGAUUAAUACUUUUCUAGAAGGCUGUGACCGCUUCCCAGAAGAACAAUUGCCAUCUAAUAUUCUUUACGGAGUUCCCCCUAGUCAAUCAAGCGGCAAUUUUUCUACUGAUGAUAAGGGUUUUAAGAGGCAUCAAUGUUAUUGGGAAAAGAUACUUACAGGAAACUUUGAUUUUUCUGUUGGAAACAUGAAGGAAGAACUUGAUAUAGAUUUACUUGAGGGUAUGAAAACUGAAUCGUUGCUUACAUUUUUCGGAACAUAUAUAUCGAUUAAAUCAAAAGUGAGAUCCACACUUUCAAUAUUUAUUUCUUCGCGCAAGGCCAGAGAACUACAAGAAUACCGUGAAGCCAAAGAGACUCUCCAGGAAUUGUUGUCUGCCAAACAAUACAACCUUAGUCCAAUUCAAAUAAAAAUGUUGGUACGAGAACAUAAUAGAGAUAUUUCACAAAUAGUAAAACAUUUACAGGCACGUGGAUAUGAUAUCAAACAACCAAAGACUAAUUUACUGCUUUUGAAACUAAAUAACUCUUCCAAUAAUGAAAAAGAGUUUAGCAAACUUCAGCAAAAAUGCAUUGAAAAAUUCGGAAAAUUGUACAAAGACAAGUCCAGAGUAGUGCCAUUGAUAGAAGUAUCUAAGAUAUUAGAAAUCCAUGCAGGAUCUUCAAUAUGCCCAACCAAAGACCGCUAUUCGUCAAUUAAAAAACACGCCGAGUAA
Molecule: messenger RNA, 3381 nt
Organism: Spathaspora passalidarum NRRL Y-27907
Lineage: Eukaryota; Fungi; Ascomycota; Pichiomycetes; Serinales; Debaryomycetaceae
Gene: AXL1
Product: Axl1p
Exons: 1
Coding region: 1-3381 (1126 amino acids)
Biological process (GO): peptide catabolic process
Cellular component (GO): mitochondrion; cytosol
Molecular function (GO): metalloendopeptidase activity; metal ion binding
Source: RefSeq, a predicted model, not a curated record